GAAACGGAAACAAACGUAUAAGCGUUUAUAUUACUCAUUAUUUGUUUCUAUUGGGAUCUCUGGCUCCGUGUACAAUGGCUCCAAGGAAGAAGCAACAGCAGCAACCCAAGCAGAAGCAAAACAACCGAAAAUCCAAUUCCACUCCCUCCACCUCCGAUGCUCGUCCUUCUUCCUCCGGUCCAAAGCUCAAUAUCUCCGCCGAAAACGAGACUCGUCUCCGUCGUCUCCUUCUGAGCUCCGGCCGCUCCACUCCAUCGGUCACUCCCGCAGAUGAUUCGCUCUCAAAGGUCCAGAAGGUCAAGAAGCUUAAAGCCGUUUACGAGAAGCUCUCAUGCGAAGGUUUUACCAAUGAUCAAAUUGAACUGGCACUCUCCGCUAUCGGGGAUGGUGCUACAUUUGAAGCUGCUCUUGAUUGGUUAUGCUUGAACUUGCCUAGUAGCGAGCUUCCAUUGAAAUUUUCAAGUGGAACUUCUUUGCAUACACAUGUAGGUGGUUCUGUUCGUAUACUACAGACUGCACAAAAAGACUGUCCUUCAAUGGUAGUCCAAUCUUCCAAAGAUGAAGAUGGAAACAAAGAUGUUCCUAUUAUAUUGAGUAGGGGUAAAGAUGAUGAUAAGCUAGAUCGGUUCCAAUCAUCCCAAGCUGAAUGGAUCAAACAGUAUGUAGAGCAGCAAGAAGAGGAUGACUAUGGAAUCUGGGAAGAUAACAUGGCUGAUGAAGGUUCUUCGAAGAAGGCUUCGCAAGCAAGGUCCUAUGAUGUUAUUGCGGAAGAGUAUUAUGCUGCACGGUUGGACGCUGCAAAAGCAAAGGAAGAAGGGGACAAGAAAAGACAAGAGACUGCUGGCAACAUCAUUCGCAAGCUUAAACAGGAGUUGUUAGCUCAAGGAUUAUCAGUUGAUAUGCUGGCUUCUGAAUUCGAGUAUGGAAGAGCGUUGGAUAAUGUAUUGAAGGAUGAAGCUCUGAGUUCUAUGCAAGAUGGAAAUGUUGGGGUCAAUCAAUCAAACAUGAGAAGUAGCUUGGAUAUUUCAGUGCAUAGAAAUGAAUCUGCUAAUGUAGAUGAAAAGGAUUGGUCAACCUCAAAGGAGUUAUCUGUAGAUCUUAUGUCUACACAAGAAAUUGAAUCAAUCGUUGAUGUAGAUGGGAGGGCUUGCUCAGCCCCCAAGGAGACAUCCGUGGAUCUUUUGUCAUCCCAAGGAAAGAAUGACUCAGAAGAGCCAGAAGAUGUGGAGAUCGGUAAUUUUUUUUUGGAAGAUGUAGAAACAAAUUCAGAUGUAGCACAGGAAUUACUAAAACUAAAGAAGAAAGAAAAGAUGAAAGAACUUUCCAGUGGGAAGAAUUCCGAGAAGUUGGAUGGCAUAUGGAAGAAGGGUGAUACACUAAAGAUUCCCAAGGCUGUUCUUCAUCAAUUAUGUCAAAAAGAAGGAUGGGAUGCACCAAAAUUUAAUAAAAUCCACAGAAAAGAAAAUGGUUUUUUCUAUGCUGUCAGUGUGCUGCGUAAAGCAAGUGGUAGAGGUAAAAAUCGGAAAGCUGGAGGUCUUAUCACUCUUCAGUUUCCCAAUGAGGAUGAAAUUUUUGAAUCUGCAGAGGAUGCUCAGAAUAAGGUGGCAGCUUUUGCUCUUUGUCACUUGUUUCCAGAUCUUCCUGUUCAUGUUGCACUUAUUGAGCCAUAUGCUUCUCUUGUUAUGCAGUGGAAGGCAGGGGAAUCAAUUAGCAAAGUUGACGACGAUGAGAAAGAUCGAAGGGCUAGUUUUGUUGAUUCUUUGCUUGAUGCUUCCAAUAUUGGUUCUGCUUCUAAAACUCUUGUUGGGAAAGUUGAACGGCUCAAUAUCGAGGAUGAUAAGAAGCCACGUGCUCUUGAACUUAAUUCACAUUCAUUCGGGGAAAGAUUAGACUACAACACCCAGAAUGAGAGUUCUCGUUUGAGACUGGAACACGAGAAUAAGAUGAGAACUAAAAAAUAUCAGGAGGUAUUUAUGGACUUGCCACCUGUUUUUGAGGACAAAGUGUGCAAGUUAAAAGACUUGGAACAAACAGCCUUUCUAUUGCCAGGUGUUCUCAUGUAUUCAAAGGAGAUGUUGAAAAACAGAGCUGCGCUUCCCAUUGCUUCAUUAAGAGGUGAUAUGUUGCGUCUCCUGAAGGAGAAUAAUGUUCUUGUUGUUUGCGGGGAUACAGGUUCUGGAAAGACAACUCAGGUCCCACAAUUUAUACUGGAUGAGAUGAUCGAAUCAGGAUGUGGAGGACUGUGCAACAUAGUAUGCACACAACCAAGAAGAAUAGCGGCUAUUUCGGUUGCGGAAAGAGUUUCUGAUGAACGUUGCGAGCCUGCCCCAGGUUCAAAUGGGUCUUUAGUUGGUUAUCAUGUUCGUCUAGAUAAUGCCAGGAAUGAAAAUACAAAACUACUAUUCUGUACAACGGGCAUUCUUCUGAGGAAAAUUGUGGGAGAUGAAACUUUGACUGGUAUCACUCAUAUUAUAGUUGAUGAAGUACAUGAACGGUCUCUGCUGGGCGAUUUUCUCUUAGUUGUUUUGAAGAAUCUGAUUGAGAAACGUUCUGUUGAAAGUUCAUCUCCCCUGAAGGUUGUUCUAAUGUCUGCGACAGUUGAUUCAAAUCUUUUCUCAGGAUACUUUGGUAACUGCCCUGUAAUCACUGCAGAGGGUAGAAUGCAUCCUGUGACCACCUACUUUCUUGAAGAUAUAUAUGAGAGUACUGGGUACCACCUCGCUUCAGACUCCCCCGCUGCCGUACGAUAUGAAGUAUCAAGUGGCAAAAAGAAUGCUCCAGUCAAUUAUCGAAGAGGAAAGAAAAACCUCAUAUUAUCCGGAUGGGGUGACGAUGCUUUACUUUCUGAAGCCUGUACAAAUCCAUACUACAAUUCAGAUUGUUAUCAAUCAUACAGUGAGUUGACACAGAAAAAUCUGGAAAGAUUAAAUGAGCAUAUUAUUGAUUAUGAUCUUCUCGAAGAUUUAGUGAUUCAUGUGGAUAAAACUUUUGAUGAGGGAGCCAUACUUGUUUUCUUGCCAGGAGUGUCAGAAAUUCACUUGUUGUAUGAUAGAUUAGCUGCUUCUUACCAAUUUGGUGGACAGGCUUCUGAUUGGAUUCUUCCUUUGCAUUCGUCCAUUGCAUCUACUGAUCAAAAAAAGGUGUUUUUACGGCCUCCAUAUGGCAUCCGCAAGGUUAUAAUAGCCACAAAUAUUGCGGAGACCAGUAUUACGAUCGAUGAUGUGGUUUAUGUGAUAGACAGUGGAAGACAUAAAGAGAACCGUUACAAUCCUCAAAAGAAAUUAUCAAGCAUGGUUGAGGAUUGGAUUUCUCAAGCGAAUGCUAGGCAGCGGCGAGGAAGAGCUGGACGUGUGAGACCUGGUACUUGCUUUUGUUUAUACACACAUCACAGAUAUGAAAAGCUCAUGCGCCCUUUUCAGGUCCCUGAGAUGCUUCGAAUGCCCUUAGUAGAGUUAUGUUUACAGAUUAAAUUACUUUCUCUGGGUUACAUAAGGCCAUUUUUAUCAAAGGCAUUGGAGCCUCCUAGAGAAGAGGCUAUGGCAUCAGCAAUAUCAUUAUUAUAUGAGGUGGGAGCUCUUGAAGGCAAUGAAGAAUUGACUCCUCUUGGACAACAUUUAGCAAAAUUACCUGUUGACGUAUUGAUUGGGAAGAUGAUGCUAUAUGGUGGAAUUUUUGGUUGCUUGUCCUCCAUUCUCUCUAUAUCAGCAUUUCUGAGCUACAAGUCUCCAUUUAUUUAUCCAAAAGAUGAGAAGCAGAAUGUUGAACGAGCCAAAUCGGCUCUUUUGUCUGAUGAGGGAAAUGGUUCGGGUGAGUCAUGUGGCAAUGACAAGCAAUCUGACCACCUGAUUAUGGUGAAUGCAUACAAGAAAUGGGAAAAAAUUUUGCACCAGAAAGGAGCUAAGGCUGCACAGCAGUUCUGCAAAUCACAUUUCUUAAGCAGUUCGGUCAUGUACAUGAUAAGGGACAUGAGGGUGCAGUUUGGGACAUUGUUAGCAGACAUUGGGCUUGUUGAUCUUCCUAUAAGAUCUUGUUUUGGUAGAACAACGAAGGAGGACCUUGACAGCUGGUUUUCAGAUUCAUCCCAACCAUUCAACAUGUACUCGGAUCAUCCAUCAAUUGUUAAGGCAGUAUUAUGUGCAGGAUUAUAUCCCAACAUAGCUGCUGGUGAGGAAGGAAUUACUGAAGCAGCUCUUAAUAGCCUUGGGCGAUCGUUCGGUCCUGCUACCACAGCUCGUCCAGUGUUGUAUGAUGGUAGAAGAGAAGUAUAUAUACAUCCUUCUUCUGUCAACAGCAACCUAAAAGCAUUUCAGUACCCUUUCCAUGUGUUCCUUGAAAAGGUAGAAACCAAUAAAGUCUUUAUCCGGGAUACUUCGGUUGUUUCUCCCUACUCCAUCUUAUUAUUUGGUGGGUCUAUUAAUAUUCAGCAUCAGAGUGGAAUUGUCAUUAUAGACGGUUGGUUGAAAUUGACUGCACCGGCGCAAAUUGCUGUACUCUUUAAAGAACUUAGAUUGACCCUCCAUUCUAUUCUGAAGGAACUUAUUAGAAGACCAGAGACUUCUAUUAUUAUCAAGAACGAGGUUCUAAAGUCUAUAGUUCGUUUGUUGUUAGAAGAAGACAAGCCGCUUACAUAGGCAUAGUAAUGGUAAAGCAUAACACUGACGAAAAAAUUUGAACCAAGAUGAAUGGUUUCAUGCCAAAAUAUACCUUCACCCCUCAAAUUUUGCUGUUGAAAUCUAAUGGAUGGCUUGAUGAGACAGAUGAGAAACUACAGUUAUUUACAGGGUUCGUCAUCACUUGCUUUCUUUUUGGUACACUUUUUUAUAUUUGAAGAUGUUCAAACUAAAUAUAGGGGGAAAGUUGGAGAGACAACGGCAUACCUUCCCCUAUUAACUUUAGAUCCACAUUUAGGUAUCUAACAAUCAUAAGAAUUUUUUUAGGAUAAUAAAAGUAUGGGAUUUGAUCCAUAGACCAUAGACCUUUUGGUGCCUUUGUUUUGGAAAAACUUUUCUUAGUAAUAUCAUUAAACAUACUCUCCUUUAUUUGACAUGUUAUACAUCAUAUAAUGUCUUUGUUA
Cucumis sativus (cucumber) is the source of this 5074-nucleotide messenger RNA. Its product is annotated as DExH-box ATP-dependent RNA helicase DExH7, chloroplastic. Gene Ontology annotation, cellular component: intracellular anatomical structure. Gene Ontology annotation, molecular function: RNA binding; ATP binding. The record is from RefSeq and is a predicted model, not a curated record. The transcript is spliced from 35 exons. The coding region runs from base 75 to 4631 and encodes 1518 amino acids. NCBI's taxonomy places the organism in Eukaryota, Viridiplantae, Streptophyta, Magnoliopsida, Cucurbitales, Cucurbitaceae.